This is a messenger RNA of Myotis myotis, 663 nucleotides long. Its product is annotated as putative protein ZNF720. The record is from RefSeq and is a predicted model, not a curated record. NCBI's taxonomy places the organism in Eukaryota, Metazoa, Chordata, Mammalia, Chiroptera, Vespertilionidae. Gene Ontology annotation, biological process: regulation of DNA-templated transcription. Bases 125 to 379 code for a protein of 84 amino acids. The transcript is spliced from 3 exons.
AUUCAAGUCCUUCUGCCUGUGAGUGUGGUGGAAGCACGGCAUAUCUUCUCCAGAUGCAGGUGUGAUUGGUCAACAUAAAGUCGCCUGAGAAAACAACCCAGAGCAGGAGGAGGAAGAGGACAGUAUGGCUGCUUCUCAGGGGCAGUUGACCUUCAGUGAUGUGGCCAUAGAAUUCUCUCAGGAGGAGUGGGCGUGCCUGGACCCAGCUCAGCGGAAACUGUACAUGGACGUGAUGUUGCAGAACUACAGGAACCUGGUAUUCCUGGGUGUGUCUAAGCCAGACCUACUCACCUUUUUGGAGCACAUGAAGGAGCCCUGGGAGUUGAAGGGAAAAAAGACAAUACCCAUCCAGCCAGGUAGGUGGAAAUCAAGGAAAUAGAUGAUCCAGGUGAGAGGCCGAAGAUCGGGUAUUAUAUAAUGGUUUGGAAACAUCUGCUUCAAUGGGACUGAUUUUCGAGAGGGUCACGAUUAUUUCUAUUUCUGGCUUCGAGGGACAGAUCCUCUCCAUCAUCAUCUAAGGAUUCUCUUUCUGCUUCCAUCACAUUUGCAGUGAGAGCCAAAGUCCUCCUGUAACAGUGUAAGGGUGGCAUGACCUGGCUACUAUUGGAUUUCUUGGUGAACUUGGGGAAGUCUGUGCAUGUUGCUGAGGAAUUUUAAAUUAAA